Molecule: messenger RNA, 505 nt
Organism: Neltuma alba
Lineage: Eukaryota; Viridiplantae; Streptophyta; Magnoliopsida; Fabales; Fabaceae
Product: 60S ribosomal protein L29-1-like
Exons: 3
Coding region: 78-263 (61 amino acids)
Biological process (GO): cytoplasmic translation
Cellular component (GO): ribosome; cytosolic large ribosomal subunit
Molecular function (GO): structural constituent of ribosome
Source: RefSeq, a predicted model, not a curated record
UUGUCAUCUGUGUUUCGCCUGUCAAUUUUUGUUUGCUGAAAACCCUAGGCGAGCCGGACUUUCACCUGUGUUUCGAAAUGGCGAAGUCGAAGAACCACACAGCUCACAAUCAGUCCUACAAGGCCCAUAAGAAUGGCAUCAAAAAGCCGAAGAGGCACCGUCAUACUUCCACCAAAGGGAUGGACCCUAAGUUUCUGAGGAACCAGAGGUAUGCCAGGAAGCAUAACAACAAGAGUGCUGAAGCAGCCACCGAGGAAGAGUAAGGGAGCACUCUGUCAUGGAGCUACAAGUAUUUUCCUUGAUAGAUUAGAUUUCGUCUUGUAGCGUGGCAUUUUUUUUUUUGGGAUCAGUUUACUAUAGCGAACUGAGUUUUCUCCAGUGUGUCGAUCAACUCUAACAUUCGGCCCUAGUUCGUAAUACAGUAUUGUUGUUAUCUUCUAUUUAUAACUCUUCAAUUCGAUCACCAUAUUGAUAUUCAGAGAUGGUUGCGUUUUCUUUCGUUGCA